Molecule: messenger RNA, 4817 nt
Organism: Electrophorus electricus (electric eel)
Lineage: Eukaryota; Metazoa; Chordata; Actinopteri; Gymnotiformes; Gymnotidae
Source: RefSeq, a predicted model, not a curated record
ACGUCCAGUGGCCGUUGCUCGUUCUGUCACGAGCCGUACCCGUGGACACCGACCCAGCGAAUAGUUGCACAGCUACGUUACUGGCGACCUCGGUCCGAUUAGAACUACCAUUCCCUCAAAAGACAAAUUAAUCGAAUCGGCUCACCAAGAAUAGGAUUAAUCACUGUCUGACAACGGUCAUUUGGGUGAUGUAUUCUAACAUUUUACAUCGCUAGCCAGCUAGCUAGCUAGCUGUUUAGCUAGCUUGCCGCGCCUGACUCGCAGUGAACAGAGAGAUAGAUUGAUUAUUUGUCGUCGUGUCGGCUUGUUUAAUAACCACUCAGUAACAGCACUUCCUUAGGAUUUUGUCCUUAGUGAUUUGGAACGAUACAGACCGUUGACUCUCGUCGUCGUUUGGCCAUUGCACACUGUUAAUAGGUUUGAAUGAAUUACCUAGCGGAAACACCGACGUCGUAGUUCAGUGUCAUUAGGAGCUAGCAAGCUACUCACCUAAGCAGCUAGGCUUUUGACUUUAGCAACAUUAGCUAGCUAAGUUUUUCCACUAUCAAAGUCUUCUUAGGUAGGUAAUCCUCUCUACAUUGUAUCUAGGUGCAUCACAUACAAGCAAGUUGGUUAGCCAAUUUAGCAAGAUAGCGUGAGUUAAAAAAACAACGUCAAACGCCAAAUUCCGUUUAAGUUAACGUUAGCUAGCUAGCUGUUUUAUACGCUAGCGUGGCGUUUGCUAGGCAGCAGUACAGCGAAACGUAUUUUAGCUACAUCUCAACCAUCUGAAAGUAAUUUGUUUCGUGUGAGGCCGGGUUAAAGAGAGACCCCUGCAAGAAUGCCGGCUGUGUCGAAAGGAGAUGGGAUGCGAGGAUUAGCUGUGUUCAUUUCGGACAUAAGAAACUGCAAGAGCAAGGAGGCGGAGAUUAAGCGCAUCAACAAAGAGCUGGCCAAUAUCCGCUCCAAGUUCAAGGGGGACAAGGCCCUGGAUGGCUACAGUAAGAAGAAGUAUGUGUGCAAGCUGUUGUUCAUCUUCCUCCUGGGCCACGACAUCGACUUUGGCCACAUGGAGGCAGUCAACCUUCUCAGCUCCAACAAGUACACCGAGAAACAGAUUGGUUAUCUGUUCAUCUCUGUGCUGGUGAAUAGCAACAGUGAGCUAAUCAGGCUGAUCAACAAUGCCAUAAAGAAUGACCUGUCGAGCAGGAACCCCACUUUCAUGUGUCUGGCCCUGCACUGCAUUGCCAACGUGGGCAGCAGGGAGAUGGCAGAGGCCUUUGCUGGGGAGAUUCCACGCAUCCUUGUGGCGGGGGACACCAUGGACAGUGUGAAGCAGUCAGCAGCAUUGUGUCUGCUGCGGCUCUAUAAGACCUCUCCGGACCUGGUGCUCAUGGGCGAGUGGACCUCCAGAGUGGUGCAUCUGCUCAAUGAUCAGCACAUGGGUGUCGUCACUGCCGCCAUCUCCCUCAUCACCUGUCUCAGCCAGAAGAACCCAGACGAGUUCAAGACCUGCGUGUCCCUUGCCGUCUCCCGUCUCAGCAGGAUCGUGUCCUCAGCCUCCACUGACCUCCAGGACUACACAUACUACUUUGUUCCUGCACCAUGGCUCUCCUGCAAGCUGCUUCGCCUGUUGCAGUGCUACCCGCCGCCUGAGGAUGGUGCCGUCAAGGGCCGACUGGUGGAAUGCCUUGAGACCAUCCUUAACAAAGCCCAGGAGCCUCCCAAGUCCAAGAAGGUCCAGCACUCCAACGCCAAGAAUGCCAUCCUGUUUGAAGCCAUUGCCCUCAUCAUUCAUUAUGACAGUGAGCCCAACUUGCUUGUGCGAGCAUGUAACCAGCUGGGCCAGUUCUUGCAGCACAGGGAGACCAACCUGCGCUAUCUGGCUCUGGAGAGCAUGUGCACCCUUGCCAGCUCUGAGUUCUCCCACGAGGCAGUGAAGACACACAUCGAGACGGUCAUUAAUGCCCUCAAAACUGAGAGGGACGUCAGUGUCCGCCAGCGUGCGGCCGACCUGCUCUACGCCAUGUGCGACCGCAGCAAUGCCAAGCAGAUCGUUGCCGAGAUGCUGAGCUACUUGGAGACAGCUGACUACUCCAUCCGGGAGGAGAUGGUGCUGAAGGUGGCCAUCCUGGCAGAGAAGUACGCCGUGGACUACUCCUGGUACGUGGACACCAUCCUCAACCUGAUCCGCAUCGCCGGUGACUAUGUCAGCGAGGAAGUGUGGUACCGUGUUAUCCAGAUUGUCAUCAACCGCGAUGACGUGCAAGGCUACGCAGCCAAGACCGUCUUCGAGGCGCUGCAAGCUCCAGCUUGUCAUGAGAACAUGGUGAAGGUUGGAGGAUACAUCCUAGGGGAGUUUGGUAACCUCAUCGCUGGUGAUCCUCGCUCCAGUCCUCUGGUUCAGUUUAAUCUUCUGCACUCUAAGUUCCACCUGUGUUCGGUGCCCACACGUGCCCUGCUCCUCUCUGCCUACAUUAAGUUCAUUAACCUGUUCCCGGAGACCAAGAGCACCAUCCAGGAAGUCCUGCGAUGUGACAGCCAGAUCAGGAACAGCGACGUGGAGCUGCAGCAGCGUGCCGUAGAGUACCUCAAACUCUCUUCCAUCGCCAGCACCGAUGUCCUGGCCACUGUGCUGGAAGAGAUGCCUCCAUUCCCAGAGAGGGAGUCAUCCAUCCUGGCCAAGCUGAAAAAGAAGAAGGGCCCUGGUGCUGUGUCGGCUGGAGAGCUGGAGGAGGGAAAGAGAGAGGGAGGAGAGGUCAACGGAGCAGAACGGCCAGGGGACAACGCUGCCAUAGCCGCAUCCAAUGCCUCCACUCCCUCUCCAUCAGCUGAUCUCCUUGGCCUUCGCUCAGCUGCGCCGGUCAGUGCUGCGCCGGUCAGUGCAGGCAGCCUAUUGGUUGAUGUCUUCUCAGAGGCGGGGCCUGCGGCUUCCACUGCUGGUGUCAACGAUGAUGGCUUCCUAAGAGAUCUGGAACCUCCCACUGAGAGCUCUGACUCCUUAUUGGCUGAGGGUCCUGGUGACUCGGACUGUUCUUCCGCUCUCAGCUCUGCUCCUCCCUCUGUGGUCUCUGAAGAUCCUGCUCCUCCUCUGCCUGAGUCAGAUGAGCUGCUUAACAAGUUUGUGUGUAAGAAUAAUGGAGUUCUGUUUGAGAAUCAGCUACUUCAGAUAGGUAUUAAGUCUGAAUAUCGCCAGAACCUCGGUCGGAUGUACCUGUUCUAUGGCAAUAAGACUUCAGUGCAGUUUGUUAGCUUCAGUACCACAGUCACCUGCCCAGGAGAACUUCAGAGCCAGCUGAAUGUGCAGCUGAAGCCUGUGGACCCCCUAGUAGAGGGGGGUGCUCAGGUGCAGCAGGUCAUCAACAUUGAAUGUCUUUCUGACUUCUCUGAUGCUCCACUUCUCAACAUCAAGUUCAGGUACGGUGGAGCACUGCAGAACCUUUCACUUAAGUUGCCCGUCACUAUCAACAAGUUCUUCCAGCCCACCGAGAUGUCCUCUCAUGACUUCUUUCAGCGAUGGAAACAGCUCAGCCAGCCCCAGCAAGAAGCACAAAAGAUUUUUAAGGCUAACCACCCCAUGGACACAGAAGUGCUCAAAGCCAAGUUGCUAGGACUUGGCACCGCGCUGCUGGACAACGUUGAUCCGAACCCAGAAAACUUUGUGUGUGCUGGUGUGAUCCAAACCAAGGCUCAACAAAUAGGCUGUCUGCUGAGACUGGAGCCCAACGCACAAGCCCAGAUGUAUCGGUUGACUCUGCGCAGCAGUAAGGAUACUGUGGCCAAGCGUCUUUGCGAGUUGCUGUCAGAACAGUUCUAGAACUGAGAUUCUAGAACCCGCGUCCUGGACCAUCACCUUCUAGAACAGUCACCAAGACCAGACCAGCGUUCCAACUUCCACAGCACUGAACAGUGUCUCCAGAAGCGUUCAACACAUAAGGGAAAAGCAGCUGUCCGACUGGGGCAGCAAGAUUUCUGUCCUAAUUCUUAUAAUUAUGGUUAUUAUUGUAUAUUAUCAUCAGCGCUACCAUUCUUGUUUUUAUUGGUGUUUACCUGAGUGUGAGCAGUGAAGUGUGGGUGUGUGUAUUUUUUUUUUUGGUGGGUGGGGGGGGUCGUUGUCGUCGUGUGUGUGUAUGUGUGUGUGUGUGUGUGUGUGAAGGAACUGUGAUCAUUUGAUUUGGUUUCCUUUUUCUCCAUUCUGCCUGAUAACCAGUGGACCUGUGCUUGUGUUGACAGCUGGUGUGUGUCGUAGGUCAUGGAAGGAGUGAAAGAGAGAGGGAGUGACAGAGUGAGAUUUAAAAGAUUCUCUUCUUUUUCUCUCUUUGUGUGUUCCGCAUCAUUUCAACCUGUAAGCAUUUCUGGUACACACACAAAACACAACCUUCUCACAUGUCCGACUGCACACCUUGGUGGAACAUGCAUUCCAGGGGGGUGUUAAGAUCCUUCCUCCUUAUUGUGAAUAAUAACACUGCAAAUAGAAUACACUAAAUUAAAUAGCAUUUCUUUCUUUACCAGAAGUCUGAAUCACUAACAGCCCAUGUCACCCCUUUUUUUUACUCCCUCAAAGUUUAGUUUUCCAGAGUCAGCAGUGCACAUGUUGAUGGUGGGGGAUUCUGAAAGUGUUUUGUGAAUUGUUUUGUGGCCGUUUUGCCUUCCUGACCCCAUUCCCCGGAUAACUAGUGCUGACCAGUGCACUUCCAGAGGCCUGGAGAGGAAAGGCUUUUAUAAGCCCCGCCCCCAUCCCACUACCUGUUACUCAAUCCCUUUCUAGCUUUUCAAAAUUUAAGUACCUGUCAUCAUUCCAUACCUGAUUAUUGUGAGGUUUAUGAUUUAUAUAUAUA